AUCCCAGAGACCCGCCCUCGAGGCCCCGGCUGACUGGGCGUGCCGGCCGCGCGGGGGUGGGGUUGGGAGGAGGGGCGGGGCGCCGGCGUGGGAAGGGGCGCUGGGAGGUCCUGCCCCUCCGCCCUCCGCCUCGGGCUCUGCAGGCGGCCGAGGCUCCACCCGCUUCCUGGAGCCGGGUCCCGCUCCGAACUGCGCCCCGGGGCGGCGGGGAGGUUCGCUCCUCCGAAGGGUGGGGGCGAGGAGGGUGGUAGGGGUUCCUACAGUGGGCCGCUUCCGGGUAAAGCGAACAGAAUAUGCCAGUCAUUCCAUCCGGCACCUAUGUUAGGAAAUUGGACCGUGGUGAUUCACCAUGGCUUACGGCUUGCCAAGAAAGAACACAGUGAAAACCAUAUUGCGGGGCAGUUGUUAUAACGUACAGGAACCUUGGGAACUUGCACUGCUUACAGAGACCUGGUACACGAACCUAGCCAACAUCAAGUUGCCAUUCUUGGGAGAAAUUUCAUUUGGUAGUCCUUUACACCUCAAAAAAACUAAAACCAUUAAGAAUGCUCUACUCCCUUCUGCAGAAUCUAUGAAACUUGAAAGGGAGUAUGAAAUGAAGCGCUUGAAUCGCCUGAAAUGUCAGGAGAAUGUAGCUGAGGAAAUUCAGCUUUCCCUAAGGGAAAGGCAAGUUGGUUUGAGAAGACCUCUUCCACCUAAGUGAUAUCAUCUCGUAGUUGAACCUGUACUCAGUGCUUUCCACAUCCAAAGGCAAUGAAGGUCUCCAGCCUUUUGCUGUGUGAAGUUGGGUAC
Messenger RNA from Lutra lutra (Eurasian river otter), 792 nucleotides. RefSeq names its product chromosome 2 C4orf36 homolog (gene C2H4orf36). The transcript is spliced from 5 exons. The coding region runs from base 350 to 703 and encodes 117 amino acids. The record is from RefSeq and is a predicted model, not a curated record. NCBI's taxonomy places the organism in Eukaryota, Metazoa, Chordata, Mammalia, Carnivora, Mustelidae.